UCAGUAGCUCUGAACCAGGACCGGGACCCGAACUAUGGCGGCGGAACCGACACACGUUCUCUGAAGUUAAAGCAAAGCAGUUUUAAUUCAAACAUCGAGUCAUUCAUUCAGAGCCGUGCUAACGGCUACCUAGCCCUGCGAGCUAACAACAGCAGCAGCAGGUAGAAUGGAGCCAAACGCCGCGAAGCGACGCGACAACAAGAAGUCUCUGCGCGUGAAGGUGAUCAGCCUCGGGAACGCGGAGGUCGGCAAGAGUUGCAUCAUCAAACGUUACUGUGAGAAAAGAUUUGUUCCAAAGUAUUUGGCAACAAUCGGCAUCGACUACGGUGUAACCAAAGUUCAGGUUCGUGAUCGUGAAAUCAAAGUGAACAUCUUCGACAUGGCCGGACACCCGUUCUUCUACGAAGUGAGUUAUACUUCAUCUGUUGUAUUAGUACACAUGGCAGGGCGUGCUGCUGGUGUUCGGAAGUUCUCUGCUCUGGACAGCUGGCUGGGCGAGAUGAAGCAGGAGACGGGCUCGCAGGCCAACAUGGAGAGCAUCGUGUUCACCGUGUGCGCCAACAAGGUGGACCUGUCCAAGCGGCGCCUGGUGGACGAGGGGGAGGGGCGUCUGUGGGCGGAGUCCCGCGGCUUCCACUACUUCGAGACGUCGGCUCAGAGCGGAGAGGGCAUCAACGAGAUGUUCCAGGCCUUCUUCUCCUCCAUCACCGACAUGUGUGAGAACGGAGGCAAGCGCCCGGUCAGCGACUCCUGGGACAUGCUGGGCUUCACCAAGGAGCACCGGGCCACGCGGUACGUUAUCACUGUUAGUACUAUUAAUAAAGACUCCUGGGACAUGCUGGGGGUGAAGCCAGGGGCCACGCGGUACGUUAUCACUGUUAGUACUAUUAAUAAAGACUCCUGGGACAUGUUGGGGGUGAAGCCAGGGGCCACGCGGUACGUUAUCACUGUUAGUACUAUUAAUAAAGACUCCUGGGACAUGCUGGGGGUGAAGCCAGGGGCCACGCGGUACGUUAUCACUGUUAGUACUAUUAAUAAAGACUCCUGGGACAUGCUGGGGGUGAAGCCAGGGGCCACGCGGGAGGAGGUGAACAAGGCGUACAGGAAGUUGGCGGUGCUGCUGCAUCCUGAUAAAUGCGUUGCCCCCGGCAGCGAAGACGCCUUCAAGGCCGUGGUGAACGCUCGCACGUCACUGCUCAAGAACAUUAAAUAACUCCUCUGAUUGGCCCUCUGGACGUGAACGGACCAAUCACACGCUGGUUGUGCAGGAAGCUCUCGCGUGUUGUUGUUUACCAACAACGUUUAUCCUUUUGAUCUCUGGACGUGAAAAACAAAGAAAGACCAGGAAGUGCAUCAAAUAUAUUUAAUAUAUAUAUUUAAGCCAAAAUUCUGUCACAUUUUUAGAUUCAAAUAACAUUUUGGUGAAUUUAGAUUUAAAUUUAAAUCUGAAUUCUGAGAUCAAAGUCCAAAUAUUGGAUUUAGUCAGAAAUCUAAGAAAUAACAAAACGGUAAUCCUAAAACGUUAUUUAAAUUCUAGGACUUUGAAGGAGGAAGGUCGUAAUUGAACCGUUGUGUGUGUGGAUGACCUCACCAGGUCAGAGGUCAGCUUGUUCUUCAAAGGGACUUCUCUCACUCCCUCAGUCGCCUCUCAGGCUGAACACGACGCAUGCUGGAGACGUGGCCAAACCCGCCCCCUCCUCCCCAAACGCCCUCGACAGGCGACGAAGAGGAAGAGGCCCGGAUGUCCCCCCAAACGUGAGGAAGAGGAAGAGGCCCGGAUGUUCCCCAAACUUCACUCUCAUGUUUGGUUUGCAUAAGAGUUUAUAAAUAGUUCCCUAAGUCUUGUUCCUAAAAGUGACUCAUAGAUUCAUCUGAAAGGAGUUCCCUCUAUUCCUAUUUUAUUCUUCUCUGUAAACUUUAGAUUGAUUCUUUAAACUUUAAAUUCCCUCAUAAAACACUUUUGUUCCCCACUAACUAGUUUUAAUUUGUCUUGAAUCGUUUUCUCCGCCAAAUGUGUAAAAAGAGUUUUAAGUUCAACACGUUACUUUACUCAGUUGAACAUGUUUAAUUUUCUCUGCUCAUGUUUAGUUUUCUCUGCUCAUGUUGAGUUUUUUCCGCUCAUGUUUAGUUUUCUCUGCUCAUGUUUAGUUUUCUCUGCUCAUGUUUA
Messenger RNA from Pseudoliparis swirei, 2167 nucleotides. RefSeq names its product DnaJ (Hsp40) homolog, subfamily C, member 27 (gene dnajc27). Lineage: Eukaryota; Metazoa; Chordata; Actinopteri; Perciformes; Liparidae. The transcript has 8 exons. The coding region runs from base 167 to 1213 and encodes 348 amino acids. Gene Ontology annotation, molecular function: GTP binding; protein binding; GTPase activity. The record is from RefSeq and is a predicted model, not a curated record.